AUGAAUUCAUCGCCAUCGCUAAUCCGUAGACUCCUGGGCUUGAGCUUCUGGUUCGACAACACCAAUGAACCCGUGACGGGUCCGAACUACACGGAAACCCAACUCGCCUACUGGGACUUCCUUCGUGUGAAGGCCCAUCGGUUGCUCCGCAGGAGCGUUGCGAACCACAUCUUCGCCCCGGCUUCGCGUGGGGGGGAGUCAUCCCACAUGAUCCUUAUGAAGAUCAAGGCCUCGGUGGAUUCUCAGCGUUCCGUGGGUGCUCAGCGUCCCCUCGACCUUUGGCGGAACGCGUAUAACCUCCUCACGGAGGGCAUCAAGCCUGGCACACCUAUCAAGGACUAUGUCAUCAGCUUCCAAGAGAAGCUACACCAGCUGAGCGACCAAGACGUCAACCUCCCUAAGGGUAUCAUCCUCGCACACCUCGUUCAUGUCACCAACAGACCCGAAUGUAUUGUGUGGCGGCAUUCAGGACUCACAAGUGGCUACAUUUCGCCACCUUAG
Messenger RNA from Diplodia corticola, 501 nucleotides. RefSeq lists its product as uncharacterized. NCBI's taxonomy places the organism in Eukaryota, Fungi, Ascomycota, Dothideomycetes, Botryosphaeriales, Botryosphaeriaceae. The transcript has a single exon. The coding region runs from base 1 to 501 and encodes 166 amino acids. The record is from RefSeq and is a predicted model, not a curated record.